AUGUCAUCAUCAAAACCACUCAAGUUUCCGUGGAAAGCAAACAAAGAAACGAUCAUCACCGAGUACAACUCUGCGAACGCAAAAUGCAGGAAGCACCGCGAGAAAGCACCUCACCAAAGCAUGGUUUUCACAAAAACCACUGCCACUGACUGGAAAACAUUCACUGCAAUCGUUGACGCCCCUCAUGACGACAACGUUACACCAGAUGACGCUCAGAUUCUGCACCUGAGAAUGGUCGUCACCAGCACAGAGCUCCGGAAGAGUAGAAACGCAUACGACGCCAUGGCAGCGAUGAAAAUAUCGCGCGUCCCACAUGGGAAGCCCCCAGUUGCCUAUGCCCACGGCGUCUUGUGGCUUUACAUGAUCGGAAGCUAUGUUCUACUUGGAGAUGGAAUCUCCAAACACGUCCCUUGGAUGUUGGGUGAUAACCGGGCAUCUGAUUAUAAAGUCAUCAAGAUUGGGCACGUCACUGUGCCAGCGGGGCUCAAGAGGUCCGAUUUUGAUAUCGUUGAGGAUGUGACCCGUCAUGACGGGAAAACCGCUGACAAAUCUGCCAUUUCAGGCCACAAACAUGGAGCCUCGCCCGCCAAAGCCACCCCCAGCGUGCCCAAGGGACAGAAAUCGACCAAAGACACCAUUGCGGUGCCCGGCAGCUCCAAGGCACAGAAGGCAGGGAAAUCUUCAUCCCGAGACUCCUCUCGCGAGAGGAAGAAGCCCAAAAUCCUAACUGACGAUGAGAUGCUUGAUCUCCUGCGGAAGGUCGCCCUUGAAGGCAUAAAGUGCAAGAUGAACCCACUGUUCAAUCUCGACCAAGCGAUGGUGAACGAAUACCACGCACGGACUGCCACAAAAGAAGACCAACCUAUGGUCCGAGCACUGUACAAAGCCUCCGCAGUGCAAGCUAUCAUUAUGGAAAAAGUGAACGAUUCUCCUGCAAGGGGCCGCAAAUUGAUUGCGGAGCUGGAGUCCGGUAGCCUGGCAAAAGAAUUCACUCUUUUUGUUGGGCACUCCCGAAAUCUGUGGUCAGAAAUUCGCAACAGAGCAUUUGAAAACCUUCGUGCGGCUGUCAUUGCUCAUCACCUCCUGGUAUCGCUUCAGAUACCGAGUCUCCCCGCCAUGGAAGUGCUGAAACAGACAUGCAUCCCCGACAUCACACUCUUUGUAUGUAUUCCCAGGCAUACACCAUGGAUUGACUACGGUGUCUCAACUGAAAUGAAGGGAUUUGACAGCACGGACCCCGAAACAUGA
Penicillium odoratum is the source of this 1248-nucleotide messenger RNA. RefSeq lists its product as uncharacterized. The transcript has 2 exons. The coding region runs from base 1 to 1248 and encodes 415 amino acids. NCBI's taxonomy places the organism in Eukaryota, Fungi, Ascomycota, Eurotiomycetes, Eurotiales, Aspergillaceae. The record is from RefSeq and is a predicted model, not a curated record.